CAUCAAGUUGCGGUCAAUGCUACGUAGUGUAUAAUCCACAUCUUGGUUUCGUAAGGAAGUCUCAUCCUUAGACGGCUUCCUACGCGCCGUAUUCGCAUUAUGCUUCCGUCAACAGAAGAAUGAUAGACCGUCCAGAUGUUACCGUCUUCCCCUCCUCGAGUAUUUUAAAAGCCCUUAUCUAUCAGAACAUCAGGUUGGAAGAAACCAGCAACCACACUUCAUUCCGACGCAAAGAUGACUCGUGUACUUCUCACUGGUGGAUCAGGCUUUAUCGCAGCUCACAUUUUAGAGAGUCUGCUGGAGCAUGGCUACUCUGUUGUGAGUACUGUUCGAUCCGCACAGAAAGGUCAACAGAUCCUUGACUCACACAAGCAAUAUGGCAAAGAUAAACUCGACUUCGUCGUCGUCGAAGAUAUCGAGAAGCCUGGAGCCUUCGAUUCGGCUGUAGUAUCGGACCCACCGUUCGACGCAGCGGUUCAUUGUGCCAGCCCUUACCACUUCAACGCCAAAACACGUGAUGAAAUCCAUCAACUUAUCAGCACGGCCAUUAACGGUACAACUGGUAUCCUCAAGGCCAUCAAGGCCCAUGCCCCCACAGUGAAGCGCGUGGUUAUCACUUCUUCGUACGCGGCCAUGGUCGACUAUGGCAAGCCGUUGACACAUGUCUACAGCGAAGUAGAUUGGAACCCAAUCACCGAGGAGCAGGCUUAUUCAAGUGCCCCAUUCGCUUACCUAGCAAGCAAGACCUUUUCCGAGAAGGCAGCAUGGGAUUUCGUCAAGGAUGAAAAGCCUGGCUUCGCCCUCACCACUAUCAACCCACCCAUGGUCUAUGGCCCUGUCAUUCACGCACUCUCCUCCCUUGACUCGAUUAACACUAGCAAUGCUCGGUUCGUGAGCCUACUCAAAGGUAGCCCCACAACCCCUUGCCCCCCCACGGUCAACUAUCUUUUCGUGGACGUGCGAGACCUGGCUUUGGCACACGUCCGAGCUUUGGAGAAACCGGAGGCAGCAGGCCAGCGCUUCCUAGUUACUGCAGGAAACUACAGCAAUGCCGAAGCCGCUCAGAUUAUAGGCGAAGAAUAUCCCGAGUACAAGGACAAGAUGCCAGUUGGCGAGGCCUUGAAGCCUGGUGAGAGACCUGCUACAGGAGUGAAUGGGUACGACAACAGAAAGAGUAUUGAGGUUCUUGGCUUGAAGUACAGGACAUUCAAGGAAUCCGUUGUGGGUGUUGUGGAUAGCAUCAAGGGGCUACUGUAAGAUAGGUAGCUUUCUGCAACGAAUUCAUAUAGCCUACCUCUAGACUUUCUAGAAUCUACCCCUCCAUGUCUUAGCUCGAAAUAGUCAAGAAUCUGAUAACAAUCUGUAUGUAUGUAUAAAAAAAACGUGCUAGCAUUAGAUCGGUUUUUAGCAGUAAUAAUAGGUUAAACUUCGGGGAUAAAUUAUGAUAAAACCUAGUGUGAAGCGAUGGCGUCGUUCUAAGACUUCGUAUACAACAACCUUGAUGGGACGCGUACGUGCAAUUAGGCGUACCUAUGAGGUAGCCCGGUAAGGUUGAAG
Molecule: messenger RNA, 1557 nt
Organism: Daldinia loculata
Lineage: Eukaryota; Fungi; Ascomycota; Sordariomycetes; Xylariales; Hypoxylaceae
Product: 3-beta hydroxysteroid dehydrogenase/isomerase family protein
Exons: 2
Coding region: 235-1257 (340 amino acids)
Molecular function (GO): oxidoreductase activity, acting on the CH-OH group of donors, NAD or NADP as acceptor
Source: RefSeq, a predicted model, not a curated record